Molecule: messenger RNA, 4158 nt
Organism: Brassica napus (rape)
Lineage: Eukaryota; Viridiplantae; Streptophyta; Magnoliopsida; Brassicales; Brassicaceae
Product: protein NYNRIN-like
Exons: 1
Coding region: 1-4158 (1385 amino acids)
Biological process (GO): DNA integration
Molecular function (GO): nucleic acid binding; RNA-DNA hybrid ribonuclease activity
Source: RefSeq, a predicted model, not a curated record
AUGCUGGAUGCACGGAAGUCUCGACGCAUCUCGGCAAGCGACGCUAACGACAACGAAAGACCAGUUAGCGAUCUCCGAGAUAAACUCAAUUCCGGCGCAUGCGAUCUUCGCGUAAAGCUCAACCGUUCAAAACCAACAGACUUACGACGACAGUUGGAGCGAGUUAAAGGUCAGUCUCAAUCUUCACCACCCGAGACCAGCAUAUCCAAAGACCUCCGCGCCCUACUGGACUCUAAGCGAGUACAAGCGGGGCAGUCUUUGAACGUUAUCAUGGGAGGCUCCCCCCCUAACGGGGACUCAGUCCGUUCCGUGAAAGAUUAUCGUCGACAAGUCGCGACGUCCCAGAAAUGGCCGACUAAACCGACAAGUCAUCCUCCGAUAACCUUCUCACCAGAUGACGCUGUGGGUGUCCACACGCCCCAUAAUGAUCCACUCCUCGUCGUCCUUGGAAUUGGAGAGUACGAUGUCACCAAAAUCCUUAUCGACACCGGAAGUUCCGUCGAUCUCAUCUUCCGAGAAACCCUGCAGAAGAUGGGAGUCGACCUCGAUGACAUAAAAGCGUCCUCCAGAACGUUAACCGGAUUCAACGGGUCUUCAGAAACUAUCUUGGGAACGAUCCGCCUCCCGGUGCGUGCAUGCGGCGUUACUCGAACAGUCAAGUUUGCCGUCGUAAGCACGAAAGCUCCGUAUCACGCUAUACUCGGUACCCCUUGGUUACACUCAAUGCAAGCCAUUCCUUCCACUUACCACCAGUGCGUCAAGUUCCCUGGCACGGACGGGAAGAUUAAAACGUUGCGCGGGGACCAGAGAGCCGCCAGAGAUCUCCUAGUCGCCACAGUCAAACUUCAGCGGUCGUCAUUAUCCGUAAACUCAGUAUCUACUCCAACCUCAAAAGUCUGCUCUCAAGAAAGCGAAGUCCUAGAGUUACCUAUUGACGACGUCGACCAGAGUCGAAUUGUGAGGGUUGGCGCGUACCUUUCUGAGGAAAUGCAGCAGUCAAUUCUGGAUUUUCUCAGAAAGAACAUUUCCACGUUCGCUUGGUCUAUGGCAGACAUGAAAGGCAUUGAUCCGACUAUAACGACUCAUGAACUAAAUGUCGAUCCAACUUUCAAGCCCAUCCGCCAGAAGAGACGCAAACUCGGUCCCGAUAGGUCUAAGGCUGUAAAUGAAGAAGUCGACCGGUUACUCGGUGCAGGUUCGAUUGCCGAAGUCCGCUACCCCGAAUGGUUGGCGAACCCAGUAGUCGUCAAAAAGAAAAAUGGCAAGUGGCGCGUCUGCGUCGACUUUACCGACUUAAAUAAAGCCUGCCCAAAGGACAGCUACCCUCUUCCCAACAUCGACCGUUUAGUCGAGUCUACGGCUGGAAACGAGAUGCUAACCUUUAUGGACGCUUUCUCUGGAUACAACCAAAUAAUGAUGCACCCGGACGAUCGCGAGAAGACAGCCUUCAUCACAGAUAGGGGAACCUACUGCUAUAAGGUCAUGCCGUUCGGCUUAAAGAACGCUGGAGCAACCUACCAACGGCUCGUAAACAAGAUGUUCGCAGAUAAAUUGGGUAUCACCAUGGAAGUAUACAUCGACGACAUGCUGGUUAAGUCUCUCCACGCCACUGAUCACCUCAGUCACCUGCAAGAAUGCUUCGAAACUCUCAACAAGUACGGCAUGAAGCUGAACCCGGCAAAGUGCACGUUCGGAGUCUCCUCUGGCGAGUUCCUCGGCUACAUUGUCACGCAGCGAGGAAUUGAGGCGAACCCGAAACAGAUAUCCGCGGUCCUGAACCUCCCGAGUCCAAAAAACAGUAGAGAAGUACAACGACUCACGGGGAGAAUAGCCGCUCUAAACCGGUUCAUUGCCAGAUCCACUGACAAGUGCUUGCCUUUCUACGAUCUCCUGAGAGGAAACAAGAAGUUCAUUUGGGACGAGAAGUGCGAGGAGGCAUUUACUCAACUCAAGCAAUACCUGACAACACCUCCUGUACUCGCUAAGCCGGACGUCGGUGACGUCCUGUCUCUCUAUGUCGCAGUAUCACAAGCUGCCGUCAGCAGCGUCCUGAUAAAGGAAGACCGCGGCGAGCAAAAGCCCAUCUUCUAUACGAGCCGGCGCAUGACCGGGCCAGAAACGCGAUACCCGACUCUGGAGAAGAUGGCCUUAGCAGUCGUCGAAGCAGCGAGAAAGCUUCGACCCUAUUUCCAAUCGCAUUCGGUAGAAGUGUUGACUGAUCAGCCUCUCCGAACGAUACUCCAAAACACCAACAGGUCUGGAAGACUCACAAAGUGGGCCAUUGAACUUGGCGAGCUCGAUAUCAUCUACAAGAACCGCACUGCAGCAAAGUCACAGGUUCUUGCGGACUUCUUGGUCGAACUGGCCCCAGAGUUGGAACAAGAUCUCGCACUCCCAAGUUUGAACUGGACGCUGCACGUCGAUGGAUCGUCGACCAACAAAGGAGCAGGCGCCGGAGUCCAAUUACAGUCUCCGACCGGAGAGCUAAUCAGACAGUCUUUUAGCUUUGGCUUUCCCGCUUCAAACAACGAGGCAGAAUACGAAUCUUUGAUCGCCGGACUCCGCUUAGCAAAAGCCGUAAAAGCUAAACGACUAAGCGCCUAUUGCGACUCCCAGUUAGUCGCCAAUCAGUUCAGUGGCGACUACGAUGCCCGCAACGAUCGAAUGGACGCCUAUCUCAAAAUAGUGCAAAGCCUAGCAGCAGAGUUUGAGUCCUUCGAACUCAUCAAAGUUCCCAGAGGCGAAAACAUCUGCGCCGACGCCCUCGCAGCCCUUGGUAGCAAGCUUCAUGACCAAGUUAAACGAACAAUCCCGAUACAUCGUAUCGAGAAACCAAGCAUCGAUAUUCUGACCGACAAAACCCUCAUCGCCCAGGUUGUCGAGCCCAUUGCUCCAGACGACGACGGAUUUGGCCCAGAUUGGAGAACUGAGUUCAUCGACUACCUCUCGAAGGGGGAACUCCCAGCAGAAAAAUGGGCAGCCCGCCGGCUAAAAACCCGCAGCGCCCAUUACGUCGUUCUCGACGAUGAACUGCACAGAUGGACGGCGAGUAAAGUCCUCCUCAAAUGCAUCCAUGGCGAUGAGACAGCAAGGGUUAUGGCAGAGACGCAUGAAGGCGCUGGCGGAAAUCAUUCGGGCGGACGCGCGUUAGCAAUCAAAGUAAGGAGCUUAGGGUUCUUUUGGCCGACAAUGAACGCUGAUUGCGAGUCAUACGCGAGAAGCUGCGACAAGUGCCAACGACACGCCCCCAGCAUCCAUUGCCCAACCGAGAUGUUGCGCACAACCACCGCCCCUUACCCGUUCAUGCGAUGGGCGAUGGAUAUCAUAGGACCGCUUCCUUGUUCCCGCCAAAGACGCUUCAUCCUGGUCCUCACCGACUACUUCACUAAAUGGAUCGAAGCUGAAGCAUACGCUCAAGUCACAGACAAAGAAGUCCGCGGUUUCGUCUGGAAAAACAUUAUUUGCCGCCAUGGUCUACCUUAUGAAAUUGUCACCGACAACGGAUCGCAGUUCAUGUCAGGUAAUUUCAAGGAGUUCUGUAGCAAGUGGAACAUUCGAUUAAGCCCCUCCACCCCUCGCUACCCGCAAGGUAACGGACAGGCAGAAUCCUCAAACAAACUCAUCAUCGAUGGCAUUAAGAAGCGUCUGGACCUGAAAAAGGGUCACUGGGCCGACGAACUCGACGGAGUCCUAUGGAGCCACCGCACAACCCCGCGAGGAUCGACUAAAGCGACACCUUUCUCCCUCGCCUACGGAGUCGAAGCAAUGGCUCCUGCUGAAGUUAACGUUUCAAGCCUUCGACGUUCCAAGAUGCCUCAAUACGUCGAGCUCAACAAGGAGAUGCUACUCGAUGCCCUCGAUGAGAUAGAGGAACGACGAGACCAGGCUCUGCUGCGCAUCCAGAAUUACCAACACCAGAUCGAAAGCUACUAUAACAAAAAGGUUCGAGCCCGACCUCUGGAACUCGGCGACCUCGUCAUGCGCAAAGUGUUCGAAAACACUAAGGAGUUAAACGCCGGCAAACUCGGCGCCAGGUGGGAAGGACCUUACAAAAUCAUUAAAGUCGUCAAACCUAGCGUAUACAGACUCCAAACGUCGCGCGGCGAAGAAGUCCCACGUUCAUGGAACUCAAUGCACCUACGACGCUUCCACCCGUAG